Molecule: messenger RNA, 3340 nt
Organism: Mizuhopecten yessoensis (Yesso scallop)
Lineage: Eukaryota; Metazoa; Mollusca; Bivalvia; Pectinida; Pectinidae
Product: ecdysone receptor-like
Exons: 11
Coding region: 682-2121 (479 amino acids)
Biological process (GO): positive regulation of transcription by RNA polymerase II; ecdysone receptor signaling pathway; cell differentiation
Cellular component (GO): nucleus
Molecular function (GO): nuclear receptor activity; RNA polymerase II cis-regulatory region sequence-specific DNA binding; ecdysone binding
Source: RefSeq, a predicted model, not a curated record
UCUUUUUGGAAGAGCGUUGCAUGUGCAUGGUCUAUAUGAAAAUAAGACAAAGGAUAUCAUCUCUUGGAUAUGCCUAGCAGGUAACGGAGUGAGAAGUAGGAUUGUACGGAGAGUCAAAUUAUUAGAAACAAAGCCUCUUUCUUGCUGGAAAAUCAGUUUUCAAUGCGUGGUGACAGUGUUUGGCAGUGGUGUGUGGGUCCUUAAAAAGUUGCAAUGUUUUUCAGGGUUCUUCUCCACCAGUGUCUGGCUCGAUUCUACACCCACUAAAUGCAGUCGACAGUCGGAGUAAAUGUCAAAGAUGUGUGAAAUCCUAGGUGACAGACUCACAUCUAAUUGAUGGCCCUUCCAGGAAUUAGGCCGUCUCUAUGAGGAUAUUUUGUCAACUGCAAGCACCUGUCCCCUGUCACCUUCACAGUGAAACCAUUGGCACUAUAGGACCACCUGCAGUGUAACAGUAGUUAUUUGUCCAUGUAGAAGAAUCGUAAAGCUCUUUGAUGGAUGGUUAAGUCAUGUCAAGUUUCAGGCCCAGACAUGUUUUUCAUGGUGACCUGUGGGCGCUGGACAGUGAUAGGCCUCCUCCCACUCCAGACAGCCAGGUCAGCUGAUGUCAGGCUGGGCUAAGAUGAAGGCCAAGGAAGAACUGUGGCCCUUCUCUGUUACCAUAACAACUGGACACCAACAAUGCAUGGCCAGCAUUAUGAUGCCUAUUUAGACCCAGGCCAUUUUACUAACAUGGGCAAACUUUUACAUAAUGACAGUGUGGACCUCCAGCGAGGGCCACAAACCCCCUUAGACAACAUGGUGCACAGCUCUCAGGGAUCCCUGAUGGGGGGGUUGGACUCCGACUUUCACUUCGGGGCAACAUCAGAUCGUGCCGUCUCUUCUAGUACAAUCAACGAUGCCAAGAAGAAAAAGGGUGUCGGGAUACCUGGCAAAAGUAUUGAAGAGGAGCUGUGUCGAAUAUGUGGAGACCGGGCCUCAGGGUAUCACUAUAAUGCCCUCAGCUGUGAGGGCUGCAAAGGGUUUUUCCGGAGAAGUAUCACACGGGCAGCUAACUACUACUGUAAAUACGGAGGCAACUGUGAGAUGGACAUGUGGAUGAGGAGAAAGUGUCAGGCAUGCCGUCUGAUCAGGUGUCGGGAGGUCGGAAUGAAGGAGGAAUGUUUACUCUCUGAUGAACAGUGUAAAGCGAGAGACGCACGACGCAAAUCAAAACAGACAAGGUAUCAGAAAAAACAUGAAACUGUUAUUGUCGAAAAGCAGCAGGCAGAAUGUCCGUCUCCUAACAAAUAUCCCGAUUUUGAGAGGCAAUUCUCGCCCCCUAGUACGCCGAAGUCGGUUCCUCCUCUCGGGAUAUCACCUUACGUGAUUGUCGACACACAGCCAAUUAUGAACGUGUGUGAUGAUACUGCCAAGCUCAUAGAGAAACUCGUUAAACUUCAAGACAAAUACGAGUUUCCUGAAGAGGAAAAGAUUGAGACCGCCAUUGAUAUUGACCCAAACUCUAAAGAGGAGUCGGAGGAACAUGUUCUCGGCAGCCUGGCAAAGAUGACUGUUCUCAUCACACAUCUCAUCGUGGAGUUCGCGAAAAAUUUACCUGGUUUUACUCGUCUAGAGAAAGAAGACCAGAUUGUUCUACUGAAGGCAGCAUCCAGUGAGGUGAUGGCAAUACGAGCCAGUCGAUGUUACGACCCCGUGUCGAAGGCCAUUGUGCUGGCCAAUGGGACGCCUCUGACGCGGGAGAACAGUCUGGCCGUGGGUCAGCCCGAGGCCUAUGUUGACCUGGUGUUCAAACUUUGUAAAGAUAUGGCGGACAUACAGACGGACAAUGCGGAAUAUGCCCUUUUCACAGCCAUAUGUAUUUUCUCAACUGAUAGACAAGGGCUAGGGAACAAAGACUUGGUAGAGCAGAUACAAAAAGUCUACGUGGAUGCCUUAAAUGAGUACGAGUCCAAGAAGCGAAAUCGAGGGGGCUGUGCCUUAGCGAAGUAUCUUCUACUUCUCUCUGAUCUGCGCAACAUUAGCCUCGAGCAUUCCAAGAUGCUGAAUGUGUUACCGAUAGAGGAUGAUCUCAUGCCUCCUGUUGUCAAAGACAUUUACAUACAGAAUGAGAGCUGCUGACACAAGGUUACCUAGUGCAACAAACUAUGGCCUCAAAGUCCACCUUUCCCUGUCAUGGAUAUUUAUAGCAGUGGAGAUACCAAGUGAUAUGAUAACUAAUGGAAUCCCUUCCAUGGAUGUUGACCUGUAAAGGACAUCCCUCGAUGUUGACCCCUUUGAAGGUCAUAUAUGGAUGUGACUUGCUCAAGGCUGUCAAUGGAUAAUAACCUCUCAAGUUCGUUCAUGAAUGUUUACCUCCCAAGGUCAUCCAUGAAUGUUUUACCUCCCAAGGUCAUCCAUGAAUGUUGACCUAACAAGGCUUUCAGAGAGCAGGUGAACAGAGAUCAUGUCCAGAUCCUGGAGGAUCAGGUAUACGACUCCGACAUAUUUGAUGUGGUACAGGUCAUGUCUAUUAACAGAGGCUCAUCUUGUGUGGCAGGAGUUUCAGGGUUGUAGUUAUAUUGAAGACUACAUGAAUAUAUAAAACUGGAGUUAUCUACCUUAAUCUGAUUAUCAUAAAAUCUUCUAUAAUCAUGUAAAUAUGGUGCGAGUUUUACUCAAGGAGGAAGUGAUUCCAGGGGAGAUAAUCCUCUCAUGCUCAAAUGGUUUCAAACAAGGACAAAUGGAAUACUCAGAUAUUCAAGGAUUAAUUUGUAUUUGGUGCAUUGUGUGUUGAUCUGUUUUGUGACAUUAUUUUUGUGUAUUUUUUAUUGUUUCCUGUGUAUGCAUUUGUUUACUUGCUCAGUCUUAUAUCACAGGUGCAGGUGUCCCACUUUUCACUGUGGAAAUUUUCCUUAAAAUUUGUUCACAACUUUGUAAUUCAUUGUACAUUUCAACACCCUUAAAUUGUUUACAUCAGAUUCAAUCAGAAAACGGAAAUUUAAAACCAGUUAAAUCAUAGAAAUUAAAAAUUUAUUUUUCCAUUAUUAUCAAUUUUAAGUCAUUUAUUCUGAACAAUGAAUCAUGUUUGCUGGCAGCUUUUAGGUUUCAUAAAAAGCUUUAGAAGUUUUCAUGCCAUUUCCUAUAUGUACUAAACGGAUGUGUUAUUGGUCAACAGUGGACAGAUUUUAAGGAUUGUUUCUGUCUGUAAGUGGGUCAUGAAUCUGAAUUCAGGGUACACAUUUACACACCGAAUGCUGAUGGGCUAGGGCAAUGUGCGAGUAGAGUAAUAUCUAUUAUUUUUUUUCAUAUUAUUCCCAACAAGAGAUUGGCCAGGAGUGCAUCACGUGUCUACCGAUAA